This is a messenger RNA of Pelodiscus sinensis (Chinese soft-shelled turtle), 1617 nucleotides long. Lineage: Eukaryota; Metazoa; Chordata; Testudines; Trionychidae. The record is from RefSeq and is a predicted model, not a curated record.
GGAGACUGGGGGAGCCCUGAUCUCCUCUGACACCCCAGUUGUUGCCCAUACCCUGCACUCCGCCAGCUCCUGCCCUGAGCCUCCUCCAGCGCCUUAACUCCUUCCUGGUCCCACACUCCCAUCUCCUGCCCCCAGCCGCUCCUGCAGUGCAAACCCUUGGCCUCAGCCUGGAGCCCCUCCAGCAUCCCUAGUUCCUCAUCUCCAGCCCCACUGUAGACCCCCACAUCCCCAGUCGGAGACCUCAGUCCCUCCUAUGCCCAUAUCCUGUGGGCUGUGGUUGAGGCGAGAGCGUGCUGGCUGCCAGCCCCACCCCGAGGCCUGUAGAAUAGUCGACUAACUGAUAAGAAUUCAUGAGAUUAAUUGAUUAUUCAGUUAACUGAUAGUUAAUCUCCCUAAACCUGGGGGAGUCGGGGUGUGACAUGGACCCAGACCCCUUCUGAAACCUCCCCCUCUUGCCCUGGCAGGCUGAGGAAUCGCGUCCCCGUUUCGCUCCAGAGCAUCCCGUCUUGCAGAGACAGGGCUGGGAAUGGCUGGGAUGGAGCCAGCUCAGGUGCCGGUGACCUUCGAGGAGGUGGCUGUGUAUUUCACCCAGGGGCAGGGGGCUCUGCUGGGCCCCGCUCAGAGAGCCCUCUACAGGGAUGUCAUGCGGGAGAACUAUGAGAUGGUGACCUCGCUGGGUAAGAGCUGCUCAGGAUUCCCUGUUCCAAAGCCUGACCUGGUCACCCGGCUGGAACGAGGGGAAGAGCUGUGGGUCCCGGAUUGCCAAGCUAGUGAGGAAGGAGGCAUCUGCAGAGUUCCCUCCCAAUGGAGCUCUCCUGUGGGAUCCAGGUUUCCCGGAACUGGGUUCUGCCCGCCCUAGAAUCAGAGGAGCACAGAUACUCACACCUGCUAACUGAGCACAUGUGAGAGGACUGGUUAAUCAGCAUUCAACAGCUUACCUCUGAUAUGUCCCUGUACCCAGUAGGUGGGUUUUACAGCAAUGUCAGCAUGUGGCCGUCUUGUGCCUUUGGACUCAGGGGGCUGCAUUUAAACAGCAUUUUAAGCUGCCACCCUCAUAUACUCUCAGGUACAGCACGUCCUGAUCUCCACUUUUACGCCAUGACCAUUCUGGUAGUAACCCGCUUGCUGAGCAAACCCCACCGGAUUCUUGAGAGACGCGGGGAUCUUCAGCGUUGGUCCAAGGAGUGGUGUUGCAGAGUGAAUGAGGAAGCCAAAAACAUCACCCCAAAGAGGGGGGCAGAGAAAGGAAGGCAGAGAGAGAAACAGUCUGCUUAACCAUGAAAUUUUAUAUUUCCAUGCAAGAACCAUAUAAGGGGAUGCUAAGAAACAAAACAGUUACACUGUUAUAUCUGAAUCCAAAUGUCAGGGCAAGUGAUCCAUCCCUGAUCACGAGGCAGGGUUGGGAGGUUUUGCCUACAGAGAGAUCUCACCGCUCCGUGAAGCUUGACUCGAUCGGGGUUCCCAGGUGGUGAUGGCAGCUGAGGGUCCAGAGCGUUGGAGACAAACAGAGGAAAGCUCCCAGCAGGGUCCGUCAGGAGCAAAUGCAGUGUCAAUGGGACUGAUGCAGAAUGGACAUCCAGGCAUCAGAAGGCCACUGGAGGCUUUGGGGGCAGUUAU